AUGAGCGACUCGUCACUGGCUUUAGACUAUGAAGAUAGCUCACACAGUUCGAGCAGCUCUCGAUCGUCUUCAAGAGAGAACAAAAAAAGAAGAACCAGAAGCAGAAGUGGUAGCAUUCGCAAUGAUAAGCCGAUGUGGAAUAAGAAAAAAUCUUCAUCAAGUCGAAGCUCCAGUCGUUCCAGUGCAUUGAGUUCCAGAUCACGGUCAUCAAAACCUGCAGCGAGAAGUCCAUCACCAAAACGUAAACGCGAACCGAUUCGAGCUCCCAGUUUAUCUCCUAGUCGACGACGCAGUAACUCUCCUAGACACAGGAGAACAUCCCCCGUUCGUCGUAGGAGCCCUUCUCCUAGAAGAUCAAAGAAUAACUUUUCUCAUCGUUCUCCUAAAAGAAGGCGCAUAUCAAGAAGUCGUUCCCCACCCAUUCGAAGAAGACGACACAGCAAAAGUGGCUCUCCUUUACCUUCCCGAGGUCGAGCGUCCAGAAGUCGAUCACCGCCCAGAAGACGUCAGCGACACUCUCGAAGUCCUCAACCAACCAGAAGAAGAGAUAGAAGUCGUAGUAACCCUCCAGGAGCUAAAUCCCCACCACGAAGAAACUAUAGGCGACAGAGAUCAGGUUCGACGUCUCCAGAAAAUUGGAAACAGUCAGAAGAGAGAAGAAGAGAAGGAAUGUGGCUGGCACGAAGGUCGGACCGUAUUGAGAUACAAGCAAUGGGAUUUGAGAAAAUUUGGGGACAUUCGCCGAGUCAGGAGGAGAUACAAGAAACCUAUAAAUUAAGAGUUGCCGCUGAAGAGAUUCAAGCUGAACAUGCGAAGAAAGGAGAAGAGUUGAAAGAAGACAGACGAAAGGCCAAAAAGAGAGAAAUGCGAGCUGUGAGGAAUGUUUCAGAAGACGAUUCAUCAACAUCUUCAGAAUCAGAUGAAAGUGAAAAGGAAGACCGUAAAAAAGUGAAGAAGUCUAAGAAAAGUAAGAAGAGUAAGAAGAAGGAUAAAAAAAAGAGUAAGAAGGCUGAUAAAGAAAAAGAAGAACGACGAGCAAGACGAGAACAGAGAAAGAAGGAAAGAGCUGAAUUGAAAAGGAAACAAAAUAAUCGUUCGGAUACUGAAGAGGAAUGGGAGGAGAAGCAACCCGAGAAGGUGACUGGAACUAUCGGAACAUGGAGAGAAGGCAGUAUGUCACCUACUCCUAUUCUUCCAGAGCAUAUUAAACAACGUGAUCAAGGAGGGGCUUUCGAGAUAGAGAAGCCUGGUAAUUAUGGAAAAGAUCUGCUCAAAGGAGAAGGAGCCGGCAUGGCUGCAUACGCCGCUCGCGGAGAACGUAUUCCUAGGCGUGGAGAAAUCGGAUUGUCGUCUGGUGAGAUCGCAGAAUAUGAAAAAGUUGGUUAUGUCAUGUCUGGAUCGAGGCACAAAGCUAUGGAGGCAACUCGGUUGAGAAAAGAGAAUCAGGUGAGUGAAUGGGUUUCGCUAAUUCGUGAAAAGCAACAUUUUUUUAAGAUUUUGACAGCAGAGGAAAAGCGUCUUCUAAGUGGUGUUUCAAUGGAAGCCAAGAAGAAGAAGGAAGAAGCGGUUCUAGAGCAGUUCCGAAGUUUGAUUCGCAACAAGAAUAUGCGCAACUGA
Messenger RNA from Caenorhabditis briggsae, 1617 nucleotides. Gene Ontology annotation, molecular function: chromatin binding. Gene Ontology annotation, cellular component: nucleus. Gene Ontology annotation, biological process: regulation of gene expression. The transcript is spliced from 4 exons. Lineage: Eukaryota; Metazoa; Nematoda; Chromadorea; Rhabditida; Rhabditidae. The record is from RefSeq and is a predicted model, not a curated record. Bases 1 to 1617 code for a protein of 538 amino acids.